GCCCCGUGGCUGUGGCAACAGGAGCACGCAGAGCCCGUCCCAGGAGCUGUGGCAGGGCAGGAUGGCAGCACGGCGUGACCCCAAAGCUGUGCAGAAGCUCAUCUCCUUCGGGACAAGCCAGGAUCGGAAAAUGUUCCCUUACCACUACGCCCCAGACAGGCUGGGAAUUGAGAUUCCAGGAGUGCAGGGCAGCCCUUCCCUGGGGCCAGGCUGUUACCUGGGGCCAGAGUCAAACAUCCUCCAAUCCUCCAUAAGCACCCGACCCAUGAGCACCCGGGGAUACGUGAUGGGAGCCAGGACAGCCCCGCGCUUCCAGGGGAAAUCUCAGAUGGUGACCCCUGGUCCUGGCUCGUACCAGCCCAUCCUGGGCGAGGAGAGGAGGUGCCAGCCUGCCCACGUCCCCUUUUCCUCCAGCAGCCCUCGAUUCCCAACCAGGAUUCCGGAUAAGGAUUGGUUCCCUGGGCCUGGAAAUUACAACAUAGAUCAGCCUUUAAACAGAAAAGUCACUUGGCCGAUGAAGUUUGGGGCUCCAGAUUGGGCUGCAGUGCCAGCACUGCCCCAGAAGAUGGUGAAAUUGGAGGUCCAGAAGAUGACUGUGGAUAAAAAUUUCCGGAAAAAUCAGGGCAGAGAGGCGUACCUGAAGUUGUACGAGAGCUGAGGAGCCACAUCCUCCUUCCUUUGGAGAUACUCACCUGCACAACCUGGCUUAAUAAACCGAAUAUUUAAAAUGUUUUAAAUGUUUUAAAUCUGCCGAGCUGUAGCAAAAACAGCUCAAUGUUUUUGCAGCCGUGCUCAGCACAAGUGCAAAUCCAGCUCCAUUCCAGCCACUUGGGAAGAAAGUUAACUCCAGAAUUGUUUGCCCCUUUUUAUCCCUUAUUAAACUUUUAGAAAUUCUGAAGUGGACUUUGUUUUUUACACCCUCAAAAUCCAGCCUGUGCUGAGGCAGGGAGGAAGCCAAACAACCUCAGCCAAAGGGCAGCUCCAUUUCCUCAGAAAUUCCCACUUUCCCCUCAGCUUUUCCUGCUGUUUACCCCCACAACUUUCUCCUCAUCUCCAACCCAGGGGGUUCCUCCACAACCUGAGGAAAAAAUGAGGAAUAUCCAGGUGGUUUUUGGUAUCCUAGGAGAGUUUUUAAUGUCUUGGUGCCUAAAAUAACCCUGAAAACAUCAGAGGUGUUUUCUGGCCUAGCACCAAAAGCACCACAGCACUGGAUGUUUGUCCCUUUUUAUCCCAUAUUAAACUUUUAAAAAUUCCAAAAAAUUCUGAAAAAGAAAGUUUGUUUCUUACACCCUCAAAAUGCAGCCCUUGCUGAGGCAGGGAAGAAGCCAAAAAACUGCCAAAGGGCAGCUCUUCCAUUUCCUGAGAAUGAACAUUCCCACCUUCCCCUUUUCCUCGUGUUUCCCCUCACAAUUUUCUCCUCAUAUCCAGCCCAGGGGGUUCCUCCACAAUCAGAGGAAAAAAUGAGGAAUAUUCAAGAGGUUUUUGGUACAC
Messenger RNA from Catharus ustulatus (Swainson's thrush), 1491 nucleotides. RefSeq names its product primary cilia formation (gene CIMAP3). The transcript is spliced from 6 exons. Gene Ontology annotation, cellular component: ciliary basal body. The record is from RefSeq and is a predicted model, not a curated record. Gene Ontology annotation, biological process: regulation of cell projection organization. Gene Ontology annotation, molecular function: cytoskeletal protein binding. The coding region runs from base 62 to 658 and encodes 198 amino acids. NCBI's taxonomy places the organism in Eukaryota, Metazoa, Chordata, Aves, Passeriformes, Turdidae.